AUGGCCUUCAAGUUCAUCAAGCCUAAGGAGAAGCUGACCUGGCUCAUCACCGGAUGUUCCUCCGGGUUCGGGCUAUCGCUCACACGUAUAGCCUUAGACAACGGCCAUACUGUUAUUGCUACUUCGAGGAACCCCUCACGCACGCCUGAGCUCGUGGCUGAAGUCGAGAGUAAAGGAGGAAGAUGGUUGAAGUUGGACGUUAACGAUCACAACAGCCCGGAAGUCAUAGAAGAGCUUGAGCGAUCAGGUCUAGAGGUUGAUGUUCUGGUGAAUAACGCUGGCUAUUCGAUACUGGUUCCUGUCGAACUCGCAACUGAAGAUGAGAUUCGUGGCCAGAUGGAGACCAUGUACUUCGGUCCUCUACGUCUGAUCAGAGCCGUAGUCCCGCAUAUGCGCAAGAGGCGGUUUGGCGCCAUUGUGAACAUUAGCAGUGGCGCUUCACUAGAGGGCAGAGAAACGAUGGGCCCCUAUGCUGGAGCUAAAGCUGGUCUCGAUGGUAUAACUAAAGUCCUGGCGCAGGAGGUCGCUCCGUAUAACAUUCGAACAUUAACAGUUGUCCCUGGAGCAUUCAACACCAACAUAGCCAAUGCUACCAUGCCAGGCAAGAAGCCGAUGCCGGAUGACUACAAGGGCUCUGUUUCCGACAUGAUAUUACAAGUUCUCGCUGGUGCGGACAUACCCGGUAUACAGUUCGCCUUGGGCGAUAAGGACAAGGGAAUGAAAGCAGUAUACGAGGUAGUUGUUGGAGAAGGCAUUGGUGCUGGACGAGAAUCCGAACCUUUACUCCUUCUGGGCUCUGAUAUGACAGCCCGGGCCAAGUCUGUACAAAAAUACUUGGGACAUGCUUUGGAAACGUUCAAAGACGUUACGAACUACGUGGAUAUUGCUUGA
This is a messenger RNA of Daldinia caldariorum, 891 nucleotides long. RefSeq names its product putative short-chain oxidoreductase. Bases 1 to 891 code for a protein of 296 amino acids. The record is from RefSeq and is a predicted model, not a curated record. Lineage: Eukaryota; Fungi; Ascomycota; Sordariomycetes; Xylariales; Hypoxylaceae. The transcript has 2 exons. Gene Ontology annotation, molecular function: oxidoreductase activity.